This is a messenger RNA of Arabis nemorensis, 570 nucleotides long. The record is from the annotation of a GenBank genome assembly. Lineage: Eukaryota; Viridiplantae; Streptophyta; Magnoliopsida; Brassicales; Brassicaceae.
AUGGAGGAGCCGAAAUGGCUGGAAGGUCUCUUAAGGACAAACUUUUUCAGCAUUUGUGCUCUACACCGCGAGGCACCGCGAAAUGAGUGCAACAUGUUCUGCCUCUAUUGUCAAAACGCUGCGUUUUGCUUCUACUGCCGCUCCUCCCUCCACAUUGACCAUCCCGUCCUGCAGAUCAGAAGAUCGUCUUACCAUGAUGUGGUGAGAGUAUCCGAGAUAGAGACGGUAUUGGACAUAAGAGGAAUCCAGACUUACGUCAUCAACAGCGCGAGGGUUCUCUUCUUGAAUGAAAGACCUCAGCCUAAGAAUUCCUCUCAUGGUGCCGCGUCCUCCACCCCCAAAACCAUGUCCUACUUCUGCGAGAGAUGUUGCAGAACCCUUCUUGAUCCUUUUCGUUUCUGUUCCUUGGGAUGCAAGGUUGAAGGAAUAAGGAAGAAUAAGGAAGAGGAAGAAGAGAGAUUGCGUAAAGAAAGACAACAAGAAACGCACAAAGUCACGCAUCCUCCAACUCAUACUUCUAAUUCUAGGCGACGAAAAGGCAUUCCUCAUAGAGCUCCUUUUGCCUCCUAA